AUGUCUACUUCCCCUUCGCCCGGCAACACCAUCUUCCCGGAUGGUCCACAGAUGCGACUGCCGUCGCUCUCCUUCCUCUACCGUUUGGAGUGUGACAUCGCCAGAGAAGAAAUCAACAUCGGCGCACCCCAUGAAGCUGGUGUCAUCCGCAGCAUCGCCAACAUCGUGCGCGGCAGCAUGAAAGGGCCCGGAAUAGAAGGCAGUGUCUUACCACUGGGAGGAGCAGACUGGGCGACGGUUAUCAAGGGGACUCAUUCUAUGAAGCUCGACGCACGUUAUACUGUUCGCACGUCGAAUAACCACCAUCUCUACAUUCGUGCCCACGGUCUCUAUCGCCCCGGCCCAGGAACAGAAUAUGCAAAGCAAGUCGAGGUUGACUCUAUGAUGGCGCCUCCAGCGACGGUCACACAAGACGACGUGGAGUUCUUCUCACAUUUGCGUGUGGAGGCUGGACCGGGACCGUACAAUUGGCUUAAUGGACUUGUUUGUGUGGGCGUGAUGACCUGCGCCGGCGAAAAGAUCUGGAUCGAUGCGUAUCGUCUUACCAAUUUCCCUGACAGCAAGCCGGAAAGUGUCACGGCAAAGGCAUAA
Molecule: messenger RNA, 591 nt
Organism: Penicillium argentinense
Lineage: Eukaryota; Fungi; Ascomycota; Eurotiomycetes; Eurotiales; Aspergillaceae
Product: DUF3237 domain-containing protein
Exons: 2
Coding region: 1-591 (196 amino acids)
Source: RefSeq, a predicted model, not a curated record